CACACGCGCGAACGGUGCUGCAGCAGCAUCUGUUCAGCUGCAGCGCCCACUCAUCUCCAACUCUCUAAACCUAAACCGAGACCAGCACCGGGACCGAAUCCAGGUGCGAGUUUCUGUUACCAGGACGACGGCGGGUUCUGCAGCGUCUGCGAGAAACGUGACGCAAAGUGAUCACCGAUCUGAGGCUGAUCAGGAGGAAAAUCAUGAUGAUGAUGAUGAUGAACACUCCAGAAAAGAUGAAGAAGAAACCAGUGAAGGACAGUCUGACUCUGUUACCAUGUUUCUACUUUGUGGAGCUGCCCAUCGUGGCAUCCUCCAUGGUGUCUCUGUACUUUCUGGAGCUGACAGACGUCCUGCAGCCGGCCCAGGUGGGGUUCCGGUGCCACGACCGUGACCUCAGUAUGCCGUACGUGGACGGAGGCGACGAGCUGAUCCCUCUGCUGAUGUUACUCAGCCUGGCCUUCGCCGCUCCGGCUGCUUCGAUCAUGGCGGUUGAAGGUGUGAUCUACGUCCUUCAGUCCAGACUGAAGCUGAGGCGUCAGGAGGGCAGCAUCAACGCCGGGGGCUGCAACUUCAACUCCUUCCUGAGGAGGACGGUGCGCUUCGUAGGCGUGCACGUGUUUGGUCUGUGUGCGACUGCUCUGGUGACGGACAUCAUCCAGCUGUCGACAGGAUACCACGCCCCCUUCUUCCUGACGGUCUGUAAACCCAACUACACCCAGGCCGGAGUGUCAUGUGACCUGAACCCUUACAUCACCAAAGACAUCUGUUCUGGACAGGACCAGCACGCCAUCGUGGCUGCCAGGAAAACGUUUCCGUCCCAACAUGCAACUCUCUCCGCCUUUGCUGCGGUUUACGUGUCGAUGUACUUUAACUCCACCAUCUCAGACAGCACCAAGCUGCUCAAACCUGUCCUGGUGUUUGCCUUCGCCAUCGCCGCGGCCCUGACAGGUCUGACCCAGAUCACUCAGCACCGCAGUCACCCCAUCGACGUGUACGCAGGAUUUCUGAUUGGAGCUUUCAUCGCCACCUACCUUGCAUUUCAUGCUGUGGCUAACUUCAAGUCCUCUGAUGACAUCACUCCACCCCCGCCCCCACUACCUCCCAAAGAAGACCCUCUCCGAGCGUUGACAGAGCGAGGUCAUGAGUCAGUCUACAACAAGGGGCCGGCCUCUGCCUCAGAGAGCAACGAUGAGAUAGCUGCCGCUCCCGCGCCCAUGGCCCCCUUGCAGAGGGAGGACGUUUCCAUGGGCAGCCUGAAGAGGGCGAGCGUGGACGUGGAACUGUUGGCUCCACGCAGCCCCAUGGGGAAGGAGACCAUGUUGACCUUCAGCCACACCCUGCCCAGAGCCAGCAUGAACGUCAAUGGGUUCCCAGAAGAUCCGGUCCAGUCCACGCAACCGGCCCAACUGGUGCAGCGUCGUCUGAAGGCCGUUCAGGUUCCGGUGGAUCCAAUGAGGUCCCAGCAGCUGGUGUCGGAGUGGAAGCAGAAGUCCAUUGAAAUUCGAGGUUUGAGUGUCCGUGACGAAGUGGAACAGGAAGUCAGUGAGGACGGUUCUGAGGGAGGUUCCGUAGUCACUGACGAUGGUUCUCAAGCUCCCAUUUACCAACCCACUGUACAGACCGGGAGGGCCACCGGCAGCCACAACCCUGCAGGGGGAGCCAAACCUGUGGCAACUCCUCGUCCACCACAUAUUCCUGAAGCCGGACCCCCACCUGUGUCCCCAAAGAGCGCCGUGACACGAGCCAAGUGGCUUGCCAUCCGGGAGAAGGCCAGCGGUGAGGUGGCGACCCGUACUGCGGCCAACCAGCCGCGGCUCAUGCAGGUCAUUGCUCUGUCAAAGCAGCAGGGCCUGCUGCCCUCCUCCUCCUCUGAGACCACCUCCACCUGCUCAGCCGCCUCCUCUACCACCAACUCCCCCCACUAUACCCCCGCCUCGGAGCAGCAGCGGGAUGCCUCGAGCAUUGUAACAGUGGACGCCCAUGCUCCCCACCAUCCUGUGGUCCCAAACCUGCCCCCCCCUCAGACAACGACCCUCGCAGGUAACGGGAACCCAUGGGAGUGGGCAGGAGCGUCCAAUGGGAUGCGGGACUCACGGGACACCUACGACCUUAAUAUUCUCAACCGCGGAGACUCUGCCGCUUGCGGCAGCAGCUUUCGUCCACAACGAUCUGCCUCACCACGUGUUGCUGUUGAAUCAGAACCUGCUCCGCCCCCUCCUCACCCACAGGUGGAGACAUCAGUUGAUGCUAAGCACAGGGAAAUGGCCAUGAGACGCAAGACAGCCCUGGUUCUGCUGGAUCGUAACCAGAGCGAGGAGAACUUCUACAACAGUUCACAAGGACGGAGGUUCAAGGAGAAUUAGGCUUCUCAUUAUCGCAAGUGUCCAGUGUGUCCACCAGAGGGCAGCACAUUUACAAGAACAAAAUACUUUUUUCACACAGAAAACCUGA
Molecule: messenger RNA, 2454 nt
Organism: Cynoglossus semilaevis (tongue sole)
Lineage: Eukaryota; Metazoa; Chordata; Actinopteri; Pleuronectiformes; Cynoglossidae
Gene: plppr3b
Product: phospholipid phosphatase related 3b
Exons: 8
Coding region: 204-2366 (720 amino acids)
Biological process (GO): signal transduction; phospholipid metabolic process; phospholipid dephosphorylation
Cellular component (GO): plasma membrane
Molecular function (GO): phosphatidate phosphatase activity
Source: RefSeq, a predicted model, not a curated record